GCUCUGCAGAAGUCUGCAGCCAGCCAUGCAGGCCGGGCGUUUGACCAGCGUCCUCAACUCUGAUUUCUGCGUCCAGCUUCUUUCAGAAUGCUGGCGUUGAAGAUUGUAAAGCAGCGGCAUAUUAACAAGCCUUUCAACUCUCGCCAGUUUCUCUCGUCUCCGCAUGCUCUCCAAUGUGCUGAAAGCAAUCAGCAAGACUGCCGCUUGCAGAUACUUGAUUUGACAAUUCUGUGGCCAUUUGAUGCUGCACUGCAUUUGCAUCAUCUGUUUACAGCUGCGGACAAAGAGCCAAUCGCUGAGGGAGGAACAGCUCAAUCAUGUCAAUAAGGGUUUGGUUUCAGGCACCUUUUCUUUGAGAGGAGCAAUUGGAGCCAGAUUGCUAGCUGAAAUUUAGGAGUGGCGUCUGCUCUCAAACCACCUGGCCAGAAGCUGAAGUUGGAGGCCGCCAAAUCUACCUAGACCAGUGUGGUGGUGAAAGAAUCCUCAUACGUAGAAUGCCCUGAACAGCCCCAUAAAGGGCACCGGCUUCGCACUUAGCAACCAGAAGAAAGGAGUAAAAUGUUCAAAAAGCCUGAAUAGCGGAGAAAUGCAAGAAGCCUGAAUAGCUCACAGAGUCCGGUUAGGUGGAACAUCUGCAUGAUGCAGGCCUUUCUGAGAGACCACAAGAUAGGCGACCUUGUGGUGCGCAAGCAGCAGCUGAUUCAGGUGCCCUACACCUCGACAGUGGGUGAUGUCAUCAACGCGUAUCUCACCGACGAUGUGCUGGCGUACCCAAUCACGGCGCCUCCCAAUGAGUGGAUUGGUGCGCUGGGGGGCGGCAGCAGCGUCCUGGAGAGUGACCCCUCUACGGGGCUGCCGACGAAGCAGUACAUUGGCGUGAUCAGCGUUUUGGACGUUCUGAUGCACUUUGCGGACAAUGCGGACAACAUUGAGUGGGCGCUGGAGGCCCCGGUUGAGAAGCUCGUUGGGCGCUCCAUCGAGGGGCUCAAUCUCAUCGUGCUGCGCCCCGACACCACGAUCCUGGCAGCCCUUGACACCCUUGCCAAAGGGGUGCACCGUGUCCUCGUCCCCCAAACCACGUCCUCCCUCCCCGGCACCCCCCGCUCCUCCCGAAGGUCCGACGGGUUUGCGGAGGCGGGGUCCAACUACCACUUCCUGACGCAGACCGACGUCAUCCGGUUUGUUGUCCAAAACGAGGAGGCUUUCGCGGGGCUUCUCUCUAAAACCGUCCAAGCGGCUGACGUCAUUCACGCGUCGGUGCUGUCGAUCCCGGCGUUCAUGCUGAUGGUGGAUGCGCUGCGGUGCAUGCGCAACGCGGCCGUCUCCGUGGCGCAGCCCAUCACGGCAAUCGCGGUCGUGGAGGCGGACCACGCAACGUUCCCGGAGGCGGAGGAACCCAUGAUGGUACAGGGAAAGGGCUUAAAAGUGGUGGGCACACUGGCGGCGUCCCACCUCCGGGGGGUAACCACCGAGGUGCUCAAGGGGCUGCCCUACCUUACCGUCAUCGACUUUCUCUCCCGGGUAUCGAUGGCCCGGCGGUUCGGUUUCGGGGCGGUGCACAAAGACGGCUCUCGACGGAGCAGUCUCGGUACGACCCCCCGGUCGUCGGACGACGGGGCGGGGACCUCCGAAGAUGCGCCCGGGCCGAGAGCCCCGGUCACUUGCUCGCCCGAGACGCCGCUCGGGGAAGUGCUGAAGCAGGCGUUGAAGGGACGGACGCGGCAGGUGUGGGUGACCGACCCCGGGGGGUUGCUUAGCGGACAGCCUGAGGUCAGAGGGCCAAACAUUGACGGGGCCAGUCCGGAGGGAAGACAGUGCAUGACUCAAACGGCGUCGAUCGGUCGGACGAGAGAGCCUCUGGACAUUGCGGAGAGCACAAGGGCAGGGCUGCCCAAGGGGUCCAGUAACAAAGGUAACAUGACACGUUGUUGCUUCAACAACCGGGGAGCGGUAAUCCAUAUCGAUGCAGCCGUCUUCGCGGUUGUCAAAUAA
Klebsormidium nitens is the source of this 1992-nucleotide messenger RNA. NCBI's taxonomy places the organism in Eukaryota, Viridiplantae, Streptophyta, Klebsormidiophyceae, Klebsormidiales, Klebsormidiaceae. The record is from the annotation of a GenBank genome assembly.